GCUGAAGUUAAACUUAUCAUCAUCAAUCGUCUUCAAAAAUCGAAAUGGGUAUCGUUUUAAAAAUCUUUUAUUUUUCAUUGUUCAUAGUUCUGUUGGGACAAGAAACAAUUGCGGGUGGAGAUUCAAGCUGUAACCGGGACGUUGAACUAUGCAUAAAUCGAGGUUUUCAAGAUUGUUCCGUAUUUGGUAUAGGCGAAACAUCAGGUUGUCUUAAAGAUGUGUCGUUUACAUCGGCAAGGACACUAGGAAACUAUGUGUGUUCUGCAUAUUCGGAUGAAAAUUGCGAUGGCGAUUCCUUUGGUAUAACUCAACCUGGUGCAAAUUAUGGUUUUACUAUAAAAUCAGUAAAAUGUGAAUGUUAAAAAUCAAUAAAAGAAUGCAAAGCAAUGCAAAACU
Molecule: messenger RNA, 396 nt
Organism: Clunio marinus
Lineage: Eukaryota; Metazoa; Arthropoda; Insecta; Diptera; Chironomidae
Source: the annotation of a GenBank genome assembly